Molecule: messenger RNA, 1450 nt
Organism: Brachypodium distachyon (stiff brome)
Lineage: Eukaryota; Viridiplantae; Streptophyta; Magnoliopsida; Poales; Poaceae
Product: transcription factor MYB52
Exons: 3
Coding region: 409-1122 (237 amino acids)
Biological process (GO): regulation of DNA-templated transcription
Cellular component (GO): nucleus
Molecular function (GO): DNA-binding transcription factor activity, RNA polymerase II-specific; RNA polymerase II cis-regulatory region sequence-specific DNA binding
Source: RefSeq, a predicted model, not a curated record
AUCUUCUCCCUCACUAACGAUCCAUCACAACGAGCUUGGAGUUAGAAAGAGAAAAAAACUGCCUGCCGGACACUUUCCCUUACCCUUCUCUUCCUCCUCUUCUAUAUAUCCCCCCCACCCUCAUCUUUUUCUUGCCCCCUAUCGAUCUUUGUCUCUCUUGUUUUAUUCUCUAUCUCUCCUCCUUGCAUCUUUGUUCAUAUCUCCAGUGGCCCGCACAUGAUAUCGAUCUAUGCUAAUUCUUCCUGUGUAUGGAAACUAGCUAGUUGAUUCUUUCGCUGCUGCUUAUUUCCAAGGUGCAGCUAUAGCCUGACAGGAAAGCUAAUUAAUUAUUUAAGAGAUAGGUAGAGGGGGAUCGAGCGAUUUGUUAGCUGUUGUUGCUUCGUUGAUCGAUCGGUUGAUCGGGGAAGGAUGUGCACAAGGGGUCACUGGAGGCCGUCAGAGGACGAGAAGCUCAAGGAGCUCGUCGUGCGAUACGGGCCGCACAACUGGAACGCCAUCGCCGAGAAGCUCCAGGGCCGAUCAGGGAAGAGCUGCAGGCUGAGGUGGUUCAACCAGCUGGACCCCCGGAUCAACCGGAGCCCCUUCUCGGAGGAAGAGGAGGAGCUGCUCCUGGCCUCGCACCGCGUCCACGGCAACCGGUGGGCCGUCAUCGCCAGGCUCUUCCCGGGCCGCACCGACAACGCCGUCAAGAACCACUGGCAUGUGAUCAUGGCGCGCCGCUGCAGGGAGCGGAUGAGGAUAUCCUCCAGCAAGCGGGCAGGUCCCGGUAAAGACGAGAUCAGCCCAAGGAACCACGACGCCGCUGCCGGCGAGAAGCCGAGACCCGCAGCCGACGCGAGUCGCAUGGCCGCCUUGCUUGACAAGUACAGAAGGGAAUUUGCUGGGCCCUUUGCGAUCAGCCAUCACAGCAGCAAGGAGGGUUACUGCUCGUCUACGAAUGAAGAUACGAAUAGAUCGGUGGAGUUCUACGAUUUCCUCCAGGUGAACGUGAGCUCGAGCGACACCAAGUGCAGCUCGAGCAUCGAGGAGCAGGAAGACAACGGCCGAGACGACGACGAUCAACAAGCGGAAGGGCAAGUGGCGCUCAUAGAUUUCAUGGAGGUUGGGACUUCUCAUCAGUGAUUUAUCUAUAUAUAUCUAUGUAUAUGUAUUUAAUUAACUAGGGGCCGGCCGGGAUAUAUAUGCAUGCAUCCAAAGCAGCUUGUAAUGCUUUGUGAGAGGGGCAUGCUAUAUAUGUAGCGAUCUAACAACAAAGAUACUUAUAGAGGAAGCCAUAGAAAUAUGCAAGCGCGUAUGUAUAUGACAUAUAUAUGCACAUGUAAUUUAUUGAUGUACACAGACGCAUAUGUAUGGCCGUUACUGCAGAAUUCUUCGAGAGAAAAGUGGAAGAGUGGAUUCUCUAUUUGUAAAUUUUAAUUAAUAAUACACCGUAUAUAAUAUUGUUUGUUUC